Messenger RNA from Aplysia californica (California sea hare), 1919 nucleotides. Its product is annotated as adenosine kinase 2-like. Gene Ontology annotation, molecular function: adenosine kinase activity. Lineage: Eukaryota; Metazoa; Mollusca; Gastropoda; Aplysiida; Aplysiidae. Gene Ontology annotation, cellular component: nucleus; cytosol. The coding region runs from base 8 to 1048 and encodes 346 amino acids. Gene Ontology annotation, biological process: purine ribonucleoside salvage. The record is from RefSeq and is a predicted model, not a curated record. The transcript has a single exon.
CAGUACAAUGGCUUCGUCCAGCGGUGUCAGAGAAGGAGUGUUGUUGGGUAUGGGUAACCCACUGUUGGACAUCAGCAUCACCGGGAACCAGGACCUGUUGUCGCGUUAUGGGCUGGAGCCAAACAACGCCGUCCUAGCGACGCCCGAGCAGCACGAGCUGUUCCACGAGGUGGUUGAGAAGUUUUCCCCGUCCUACAUCGCAGGGGGCGCCACCCAGAACAGCGUGCGUGUGGCUCAGUGGCUGCUGCAGGUCCCUGGCGCCACCACCUUCAUGGGUGGUGUCGGAAACGACAGGUUCCGGCACAUUCUAGAGGAGAACGCUCGUUGUGUCGGUGUGAACGUCUGCUAUCAGGUGUAUCCCGAUGAUAAGACUGGUGUCUGCGCUGCCAUCAUUACAGGGGAGGACCGCUCUCUCAUCACAGAACUUGGGGCCGCUGAGCGCUUUUGUUUAGAUUUUCUGCAGAAGCAGGAGAAUUGGGCUCUGGUGGAGAAGGCGCGGUAUUUUUAUAUCGGGGGGUUCCUGUUGUCUAACAGUAGCGAUGUUGUCACAGCCGUGGCCAAGCACUGCUCAGCUGCAAAGAAAACUCUGGUGAUGAACCUCCAUGCCACAUUUCUCUGCCAGUACUUUGCCGAUCCGGGCCUGAACCUCAUGCCUCAUGUGGACGUCCUGUUUGGCAAUGGCGACGAGUACACAGAGUUUGCCAGACAGAUGAACAUGGACAUGGGAGACAUGGCGGCUCUGGCCCUGAAAGUCGCAGCUCUGCCAAAGGCCAACUCCGACCUACCGCGGAUCGUGAUCAUCACUCAGGGGAAAGCACCAACGAUCGUAGCCACUGAAGGAAGGGUGGAAGAAAUUCAUGUACAGCCUGUUGAUACUUCCCUUAUCAAAGAUACAAACGGUUGUGGGGAUGCUUUUGUGGGUGGUUUCUUGUCACAAUUAGUUCAAGGCAAGCCACUGUCUGAAUGCCUUAGGUGUGGGUCAUAUGCUGCCAAAAUAGUCAUACAGCACUUUGGGUGUACUUAUCCCGAUCACCCUGAUUUUGUCUAGAGGAAGCACAGUUCGUUGAAAUUGGCUGAGUUAGUUUAACCCUAGUGUCUGAGUUUUCUAUUGCAUGUUUUAGAGGGAUUGCCCCUAAUCUAUGUGGCCCCUCUCUCUGCCUCUCUAUUUAGUGUGAUGCUCAAGUGUGGUUGUGAUAAGACGUAAAUGCCAGCUGUAAUGUACCUUGUUUUAUACUCCUAUCAAUUACAAAAUGUACCAAACUUAAUAACAUCUGAAAAGGUAUGCUGAAGUUUGCGUAACUGUGAUUGUAUCCUAAAAAUUGUUUGAAGCAAUAUUAAGCUCUGACUAAUCGUUUCAUUAUUGGGACAAUCAUUAUCACUUCAACUGAAAAGGGUAUAAUUUUUUAUUGGGGGAGGCCUGAGUUUUGUCUUCUGUCCUAAGUGCAACUUGAGCUGAACGCGGACAUCUCUUUUAUGAGAUACAUUUUCCCUGUAACCACAACAUCAUCACAUUUCUUUAUUAAUUUAACUAGCUGGACUAGUCGUUUUACUGCGAUCCAUGAAAAAAUUAGAUUUAUACUUCACUUUUCCCAGUGCGUCUCAGCUUAUGUACACAGUUUAUCUUGGAAUUUAGUGUGGUAUGUCUCAGUUGUACUGUCCAGGAUACUCAUCCCCUUUGAUUGGCUUGCAUCGUGUGUUUAUUGUUUCUGUUUUACUACAGUCGUCUAAGGGCUAAGUGUUGUCUUCCUUUCUCGUCUUUUGCCUGACUGGUCUUUUUGAAUGAACUCAUUGUGUCAGGUUCGUUUUCCUCUUUUGUGAGUCAUGUGUGCUCUUGUGGUCUGUGAGUCUAUGACUGUAUUGUUGUCUUUGACAUGUUUUUAAUUUCUAUUUUUAAUCUCGUAUAUGUGGUGUAUGUGUUU